UCCCAAUCCAAUAAAAUGGAGUCAUGCCGGCUAAGACAGAACCAUUCUGAACACAGGAUGCAGAAGAACCAGGCUAAGAAUACCAGAAUGGCUGAGAGAAGGAGGAAUAAGUUUAAGCAGUUAUAAUUGUGGGCAGAAUUAUGAAAAGUAUCACAGGAGUUCCUUCUUUGAAGAUGCUGGAAGGGAUCUUGGGAGGAGAAGAAAGUGUCAAAAGGGGGAAAUGAGGGAAGUUGAGAAAGGAGCUGGCACAGUCUAGGAAAGGGAAUAAGCAUUUAUUGGACUUGGUUGAGAGGGAAGUUGAUUGUUUUAUGUCAAAAAAUCUGAUUUUGACUUAUAAGCAUUUGAAAGAAAUUCAGAAUAAGGUAGAGAGACAACAGAAUAUAAAGAAUGGGGCUGAUAAAGGAUAUAAGAAUGUUAAAUUAAAAACUCAGAGAAGAGAUUUAUCUAAUCAGAAUGUGUAUGACAGCGAAUACCAUAAUCUCUCUGAAGCAGGUAAGAGAAAGAACAGUUCUGUUACACCUCAAUUGGGAAGCUAUCAAGAUAUCAAGAAACAAAAUUCAAAUCAAGACUUAAAUAUUCUCCCUAAUAGCAGAAACUCAAAUUACAGCCCUGCUAAUCACUACACAAAUCAAACCUUUACUCAGCUUCCUCUUGUUCAAAAAUAACCAAAAAAAUACCUCUCGGAACCAAAAAACAAUCCAAACUCAAAUUCCGCCAUUAAAAUCUCCUCAGACACCUUCAAAAUCAAAUUUCGGUCUUUUACCCAAAACUACCUACUCCUCUAGCAGAAACUACUCUAAAAGACCAACUAAGAGAGAGCAUUUAUAUAGAUCGUUAGAUUCGAGGAAAUAAAAUCCAACCAGUCCCAAAUGUCUUAAAUACGAGCGAGACUCUACAAAAUAUGGAGAUUUCGAAUACUGGCUUGAUUGAUCUCUCUAAGAUUUCAUGUAAUACUCAGAAACAUCUUGUCGAGCCUUAUAAGAACCAAGGACCUCUUAUCAGGCUUCAGAAUCCAACUAAAGCUAACGGCUGGUCAGCUCUCCAAAAUUUUUCUCAAGUCCUACACACUCUUCGAACCAAGCAAGAGAAACAACAAAAGUUACAACGAAUUUCUGAAAUCCGUAAGAACCUGGACUCUCAAAUAAAGGAGCACAGGGAUUUCCAAAAGGAGCAAGGAAGAGAGAAGCAGCAAGUUGCAGAUACUCUGGCUUCAGCGCAUGAGAGGUCAAAACGGGAAUUAUCAAGGGAAGCUCAUCAGAGAAUUAUGAAUAUGAGGAAGGAGAAGGCCUUCUUUGACCGCCAGAUUGACCAAAUGAAGUCUAAUAGAAGGCUGUUUAAGGACCAGAAACUGAAGGAAGAGAAGGAGAUGUUAGAGCAGGUGAAGAGUAAGGAAGAGAAAGAGGAAAAGCAGAGGAAAGAGAGGCUUAUAGAGCAAAGAGAUGAGUUUAGGAAGAUUAUUGAAGAGAAUAUGGAUAUGAGACAGAAGAAGUUGGAUGAAGCUAGGAGAGAGAAGGAGGAGGAUAAGAAGUGAUUGGAGAUGCAAGAAGAACUCCUUAUUCAACAAGAAUUGAAAAGAAAGAAGGAGAGAGAAGAUAGAUUACAAAGAGUUGAAAGACGAAUGCAAGUUCUUGGACAAAAUAUAAACAACAUUGAAAAACAGAAACUAGAAAGGGAAGAAGGCAGACUCAAUAAAGAAAUCCAUCAAAAGCAACAAAUCGAGCAUCAAAAAGAGCAACAAAACAAAGCUAAAAUCGAACAAAACAAGAGGGAAAGAACAGAUGUAUUAGAAAGCCAAAUCAGGAUGAAGGUUAACGAAAAACGGCUUGCACAACAUCGGAAAUACGCAGAGGCUCAACAAAUAUUACAGAAUGAUGAAAUUGCACAAGCCGAGGAGAAUUUAAAGGUCAUGAUCAAGACUCAGAAGGAGAAAGAAGUUAAGAAUUCCCAACCCAUCAAGCAAAAACAAACGGAGAUGAAUGAUGAGGAAUUUCUCAUGAACAAAGAAAUACUCAAGAAGAUCAGUGAUUGCAGAGAAGACCUUGAAAAUGGGAAUUCCGUCCCAGCUAGAUUAAUUUUUAGCCCUUAUUAG
Molecule: messenger RNA, 2089 nt
Organism: Moneuplotes crassus
Lineage: Eukaryota; Ciliophora; Spirotrichea; Euplotida; Euplotidae
Source: the annotation of a GenBank genome assembly